CUCGCUCUCUAUCCACAAAGCGCACCCAACUCCCAAAAACCCUAACCCUAACCCUAGUUUCCUCGUCUCCUUCUCUUUUUCGCGGUCGUGGUCGUCGUCGUGGUCGUCGUCUCUCGAGAGAGCUCGCGAUCAUGGCGAACCCGAGGGUGUUCUUCGACAUGGCGAUCGCGGGGGCGCCGGCGGGGCGGAUCGUGAUGGAGCUGUACGCGAACGAGGUGCCGCGCACGGCGGAGAACUUCAGGGCGCUGUGCACGGGGGAGAAGGGCAUGGGGCGCUCGGGGAAGCCGCUCCACUACAAGGGGUCGACGUUCCACCGCGUGAUCCCGGACUUCAUGUGCCAGGGCGGGGACUUCACCCGCGGGAACGGCACCGGCGGGGAGUCGAUCUACGGGGAGAAGUUCGCCGACGAGAAGUUCGUGCGGCGCCACACGGGGCCCGGGGUGCUCUCCAUGGCCAACGCAGGGCCCAACACCAACGGCUCCCAGUUCUUCAUCUGCACCGUCGCCACGCCCUGGCUCGACGGCAAGCACGUCGUCUUCGGCCAGGUCGUCGAGGGCUUGGAGGUCGUCAAGGCCAUCGAGAAGGUCGGAUCCCGCAGCGGCACCACCUCCAAGGCCGUCACCAUCGCCGACUGCGGCCAGCUCUCCUAGGGUUCCGGCCGGUCGGUCGGUCGGUCGGUCGGUCGCCUUCUUCCUCGCCGAUCCACUCCUCCUCCUCCUACUGCUACCACUACUAGUAGUAGUAAUGGUAUGUAAUAAUCGGUGAAAUACUGGUGUUCGUCCUCCUCUUGCGUCGGUCGUCGUCGUCUGUGUUGUUUGUGUGGUUUCGAAAUUAGGGUUUCCGAUCGACCGGAUCUUAUGGUUUCUCCGGAUCCGUGCGAUCUCUCUGUGUGUUUAUCUCGUCUAGGGUUUCUGCUUCUCCGUUGAUCCAGGGUUUUCAAGCUUUAAUCGAACAAAAUAUGAAUAAAAAUCGCACCUUUACUCUCUC
Ananas comosus (pineapple) is the source of this 987-nucleotide messenger RNA. Its product is annotated as peptidyl-prolyl cis-trans isomerase. Lineage: Eukaryota; Viridiplantae; Streptophyta; Magnoliopsida; Poales; Bromeliaceae. Gene Ontology annotation, biological process: protein peptidyl-prolyl isomerization; protein folding. The record is from RefSeq and is a predicted model, not a curated record. Gene Ontology annotation, molecular function: peptidyl-prolyl cis-trans isomerase activity. The coding region runs from base 132 to 650 and encodes 172 amino acids. The transcript has a single exon.